UCAGGGAUGAUGACGCUGGAGCAGGAGCGAGACCAUCCCAAGGGGGCCACUGGCGGCGAGGCAGCCUUCCCCGCCCACCCGAGUCUGCAGGCCACUCUGCAACCUGCACUAGACCUCCCGCGGGGUACCCACCCGCAGCUCUCACCCAAGGUCAUGAAGCCUACCAGUCACUUCGCUCGUAGGUCCAGGACCCCCGUCAGGCAGUUACAAGUGGACGCCGACACUGUCCUGCCCCAGACCGUCACCCACGAGUCUCCGUCCUUGCUGGGGACGACACGCCAUGGCCAGAGGUCAGCCAAAUUACAAAGGGCCUCACCAAUACAGGGUCAUAGGUCACCGCUGGGGAAGAGGUCCACGCACGGACAUAGCCACAAGCACGGGUCAGGGGGUGGGAUGAAGGGUCCCUCAGAUCAGGGCAGCAGGAGAGGCAGUGAGACAGGCGUGGCUCAAAAGCAGAAAAAAUUUGCCUUCGAGGUUGUGGUGCCACCGCUGCCGCCGCCCCCUGACCCCAGGGCACAGUGCCGCGUCCAUCCCCAGCCCUCCAGUGUCGACAGCGCCGAGAGCGUUAACCUGAUGGAUCUCUCCAGUGAUACUGAACAAGGUGUCGGCAGUGUAGACGUAGCCUCGUCGUCCCCUACGGACGACCAGAACAUGGAAGUAGUAUACAGCGGUGUCCCGUCGCACCCCAGGACGGCCGUCACCCCCCUCGCCUCCCCAGUGUGGGCAACAAACACAAUCACCCCAGCAGCAUAUCACAGCAGAUCUCCCACGGCCGUCGUCUCGCCCUCUAGAGUCCCAGCCAUCACCGGCGGCUCCUCCCCCAGAAGGGGAGCCUCUCCGACAGUCCUGUCCCCUGUAGUAGUGAGCAUGUCCAUCGUCGGAGGAAUAAGCCCGGUGGACACGCUGCCCCUGCUAGAGCCCGUGGACAUACCCUGUGACGUGCCCAUGAACACCGGGGACACUGUCCCCCUCCUGGGCUCCUCUCUUGACGAGGACUCAUCACACUCAUCACAGGAGCCAAGACCGAAGGACUUUAGGAACAUCAUGUCCAUAGGGCCGCUGCACCUGGCUAAGCCGGCCCUGACGCCGGAGCCCACCAGCGUCUGUGCCUUCGUCAGCCCGGCCCCCUCCGUCUCCGCCCUGCAAAUCACCGAGAAUUCUUCCAUUGGCACAACUUGCCGGCCCAAAGGGGGGAAGACGCUCUCCCUUUUGGGGUUAUCCCCAGCUUGUCUGGGGUCCCCGGGGGUCGGGCCGCGGGACGUCACCCAGGAGAGACCGGAUGUGACGUCCCCAACUCAGAGGCAGGGUAUCACCUCCCCAGCACCACUCUCCACCCCUGAUCUCCGGGUGGACAUGUUCGAGGCCGACUACCCUGGGGAGGGGUGGCUGGCAGGCAGCAUGGAGACCAACAUGGAGCUGGGGUCGCCGACGCUCCUGCCAUCCGGCUUUCCGGCCAUCACCCCCGACGACCUCACGCCCGCAGAGCUCCACGAAUUCGACAUGAAGUACGGAUCGCCUCACCACGCGCGCUCGCGCUCCAUCAAGUCGCUCGCGCGCCCCACCCUGCUCGCCCUGCCGCUCGAGCGACCGCGCCUCACCUCUCUCCCUGUCAAUGGCGGCGACGAAGACGACGACGAUUACUACCGCCUCAGACACUUCUCCAUCACAGGUCGUCGCAUCGUCAACCGCGGCGACUCCUUCAAGUCGCGACGGACGCGUUCCAACACCAGCGUGGCCUCCGACGCCUCCAGG
Messenger RNA from Procambarus clarkii (red swamp crayfish), 1752 nucleotides. The record is from RefSeq and is a predicted model, not a curated record. Lineage: Eukaryota; Metazoa; Arthropoda; Malacostraca; Decapoda; Cambaridae.